AUGUCGGUUUCCAUCCAAGAGCUGGACAACACUGUCCGGGCCUUCUACGAGGGUAAAGGAGACCUGCAAAAACAAGCCCAGCAGACUUUAACGGAGUUCAAGCAAAACCCGGACGCUUGGUUAAUUGUAGGGAAUAUCCUUCAAGAGUCGUCGUAUCCGCAAACCAAAUAUCUCGCUCUCCAAGUUCUUGACGAUGUCAUCAUGACUCGCUGGAAAGUCUUGCCAAGAGAACAAUGCCUAGGUAUCCGGAACUUCAUUGUCAACUUCAUCAUCGAGAAUUCCAACUCGGAAGAGAAGCUUAGAAGUGAGCGAGCUUUCCUGAACAAACUCAACCUGGUGCUUGUUUCGAUUUUGAAACAAGAAUGGCCGCACAAUUGGCCAACCUUCAUCAACGAAAUCAUUUCGUCGUGCCAUACGAGCUUGUCCAUUUGCGAAAACAACAUGUCCAUUCUUCGAUUAUUGUCGGAGGAGGUCUUCGAUUUUUCCCAGGACCAAAUGACUUCGGUCAAGGCACGGAACCUGAAGACUUCCAUGACGCAAGAGUUUUCUUCAAUCUUUCAACUGUGCUCGGAAGUUCUCACCACGGCGAACCAACCCAGCUUAGUCAAAGCUACACUAGAAACCCUCCUGCGAUUUUUGAAUUGGAUCCCACUCGGAUACAUCUUUGAGACGACCAUCAUCAACACGCUCAUUAACCGUUUCCUGGAUAUCCCCGACUUUCGCAAUGUGACGCUCAAGUGUCUCACUGAGAUUGGAGGGCUGCAGAUAGGCAACCCGUACAAUUACGAUGAGAGGCUGAUCCACAUGUUCACGGAAACACUGACGAUCGUCUCAAAGACCAUCCCUUUGUCAAUGGACCUGAAGCAGACGUUCGCCAAGAGCAAUUCGAGGGACCAGGAAUUCGUACUAAACCUGGCACUAUUUCUAUGCAGCUUCUUCAGUGCCCAUCUCACUCUCAUCGAAAAACUUCCUAACCGAGACUAUCUUACUCACGCGCAUUUCUAUCUCAUUCGCAUCAGCCAGAUCGAUGAUCGUGAGGUUUUCAAGAUCUGUCUGGAAUACUGGACGCGUCUUGUCCAAGAAUUGUACGAAGAAAUGCAACAGCUCCCAAUCACUGAUAUCAACCCGCUGGUGAGCAUGGGUGUUAGUGGUCUAUCGAAUGGAGGGGCGCCGCAUCCCAGUACAUUGGCCAAUUACCCUCUGCGCAAGCACAAAUAUGAGGAGGUCUUGUCAAGCCUGCGUACUGUCAUGAUAGAAAAAAUGGUCCGUCCCGAAGAAGUUCUGAUCGUCGAAAAUGACGAAGGGGAGAUCGUGCGGGAGUUCGUGAAAGAAAGCGACACGAUCCAGCUUUACAAAACAAUACGGGAGUGCUUGGUUUACCUCACGCAUCUCGACGUCGUUGACACCGAGAAUAUCAUGAUUGAUAAGUUGGCCAAACAAGUCGAUGGGUCCGAGUGGUCGUGGGCCAAUUGUAAUACGCUCUGCUGGGCAAUUGGGUCAAUCUCUGGAGCCAUGAACGAAGAAACCGAGAAGCGCUUCCUUGUCACUGUUAUCAAAGAUCUUCUUGGUCUUACAGAGAUGAAGCGUGGCAAAGACAACAAAGCUGUCGUGGCUAGUAAUAUCAUGUAUAUCGUGGGGCAAUACCCCCGAUUUCUCAAGGCCCAUUGGAAGUUUCUGAAGACAGUGGUCAAUAAGCUCUUUGAAUUCAUGCACGAGACGCAUGAAGGUGUUCAGGACAUGGCUUGCGAUACCUUCAUAAAAAUUGCGAAUAAGUGCAGACGUCACUUCGUUGCUCUGCAACCGGGAGAAAACGAGCCUUUCAUCGAAGAAAUAGUUCGCAAUAUGAGAAAAAUCACUUGCGACCUUUCACCACAGCAGGUCCAUACUUUCUACGAGGCAUGCGGCUACAUGAUUUCUGCACAGGGACAGAAAGGCCUCCAGGAUCGACUGAUUGAGAACCUGAUGUCAUUGCCCAAUGCCGCUUGGGACGAGAUUAUCUCUCGGGCCAAUCAAAACUCGUCCAUUCUCCAGGACGGCGAAACAAUCAAGAUCGUUGGAAACAUUAUGAAAACAAAUGUUGCUGCAUGUUCGUCGAUUGGCACUUACUUCUACUCCCAACUCGGACGUAUCUAUCAUGACAUGCUCAGCAUGUUCCGAGCGUCCAGCGAGCUCAUAAGUAGUGCUGUUUUGCAAGACGGAGAAAUUGCCACCAAGACCCCCAAAGUCAGAGGGCUGAGAACAAUCAAAAAAGAAAUCCUCAAGCUGAUUGACACCUAUGUACAAAAAGCUGAUGAUUUGGAGAUGGUCAAUGCCAAUGUUGUUCCGCCCCUUCUUGAGGCCGUUUUGCUGGACUACAGCCGUAAUGUUCCGGAUGCACGAGAAGCUGAAGUUUUGAAUGUGAUGACAACGAUCAUCCAUAAACUACACAACCUGAUGGAAGACAAAGUGCCAUUAAUCAUGGAGAGUGUCUUUGAGUGCACACUCGAGAUGAUCAAUAAGGACUUCCACGAGUAUCCCGAGCACCGCGUGCAGUUUUUCAAAUUGCUUCAAGCUAUUAAUCUAUAUUGCUUCCCAGCCCUACUCAAGCUCGAUGCCACGCAAUUCAAAUUUGUGAUCGACUCCUGCAUGUGGGCCAGCAAACAUGACAAUCGCGAAGUGGAGAACACUGGUCUUACGAUGUGCCUUGAGCUUAUGAACAACAUGGCCGAGACGGAUGCUCAGACGUCAACUUUCUUCUUCCGUCAGUUCUAUAUUGCGAUACUGCAGGAUGUAUUCUUUGUUCUUACCGAUAGUGAUCAUAAAGCCGGGUUCAAAUCGCAAGCAAUGCUCCUGUCACGCAUGUUCUACUUCAUCGAAUCCGGAAAGGUGCAGGAACCAAUUUAUGCCCCAGAGCAAGCACCGCUUGGAACAUCGAACAAGGAUUUCUUGCAGGAAUAUGUCGCAAAUCUCCUGCAAAAUGCUUUCAAGAACCUCCAGGAGUAUGUGUUUCACGCUGGCUGUCAUAGGUUGUUCAAUACAUCGGCUAACUCAGAGCACAGGGUUCAAAUCAAGCAAUUCGUCAUCGGGCUGUUUACGUUCAACGACGAUUUCAACAAGUUCAAAACUCACUUGCGGGAUUUCUUAAUCUCCCUCAAAGAGUUCGCAGGCGACAAUGCCGAGCUAUAUGCAGAGGAGCGAGAGCAGGCUUUGCGAGACGCCAAAGCGGCUGAGCGCGAUCGGGCAAUGAGAGUUGGAGGCCUUCUAAAACCAUCUGAGAUGGACCAAGAAGACGAGCUAUGA
Aspergillus melleus is the source of this 3279-nucleotide messenger RNA. RefSeq names its product exportin CRM1 (gene CRM1). The coding region runs from base 1 to 3279 and encodes 1092 amino acids. Gene Ontology annotation, biological process: ribosomal large subunit export from nucleus; ribosomal small subunit export from nucleus; protein export from nucleus. Gene Ontology annotation, cellular component: nucleus; cytoplasm. The transcript has 10 exons. The record is from RefSeq and is a predicted model, not a curated record. Gene Ontology annotation, molecular function: nuclear export signal receptor activity; small GTPase binding. Lineage: Eukaryota; Fungi; Ascomycota; Eurotiomycetes; Eurotiales; Aspergillaceae.